GUGCGGGGCGGGCCUGGCGGCGGCGGGCAACGGGAAGGGAGAAGCCGAGCGUGAGCGGCGGCGGGAGCGGGGUGUCGGCAGCCCGGCCGGCCAUGGUGGGCCUCAAGGACGAGCUGCUGAAGGCCAUCUGGCACGCCUUCACCGCGCUCGACCUCGACCGCAGCGGGAAGGUCUCCAAGUCGCAGCUCAAGGUCCUUUCUCACAACCUGUGCACAGUGUUAAAUGUUCCCCAUGACCCGGUGGCCUUGGAAGAACACUUUAGGGAUGAUGAUGAAGGACCAGUUUCCAAUCAGGGUUACAUGCCUUAUUUAAACAAAUUCAUCUUGGAAAAGGUUCAAGGGAACUUUGAUAAAGUUGAAUUCAACAGAAUGUGUUGGACUCUGUGUGCUAAAAAGAACCUCUCGAAAAGUCCUUUGCUGAUCAGUGAUGAAGAUGCAUUUAAAGUGUGGGUUAUUUUUAACUUCUUAUCAGAGGACAAGUACCCUUUAAUCAUUGUACCCGAGGAGAUUGAAUACUUGCUUAAAAAACUGACGGAAGCGAUGGGAGCGGGUUGGCAGCAAGAGCAGUUUGACCUCUACAAGAUUGCCCUCAACACCAGCAGGGAGGGUCUGUCUGCGUGGGAGCUGAUCGAUCUCAUCGGGAGCGGGCAGUUCAGUAAGGGCAUGGACCGACAGACCGUGUCCAUGGCAGUUAAUGAAGUCUUUAACGAGCUCAUAUUAGAUGUACUCAAACAGGGUUAUAUGCUGAAAAAAGGUCACAAAAGGAAAAACUGGACAGAACGAUGGUUUGUACUAAAACCCAAUAUUAUUUCCUACUAUGUAAGUGAAGACCUAAAGGACAAGAAGGGAGACAUCAUACUGGACGGCAACUGUUGUGUAGAGGCCUUGCCUGACAAAGAUGGAAAGAAAUGCCUUUUUCUCAUAAAAUGCCUUGAUAAAAGCUUUGAGAUCAGUGCUUCUGAUAAAAAGAAGAAACAAGAGUGGAUUCAAGCCAUACAGACCACUGUGAGCCUGCUGCGAGCAGGGAGCCCUCCGCCCCACAAAGAAGCACGCCAGAAACGGAAAGAACUGCGCCAGAAGCUCUUGGCUGAGCAGGAGGAAUUGGAGCGGCAGAUGAAGGAACUGCAGGCGGCCAACGAGAACAAGCAGAAGGAGCUGGAAACUGUGAGAAAGCAACUGGAAGCAGCAGCUGCCCGUGCUGCUGAGGAGGAGAAGAGGAGGCUUCAGACCCAAGUUGAGUUACAGGAUCGCUUCAGUCUGGAGCUGGAGAGAGAGAAAAUGGUGAGACAAAAAAUGGAAGAGCAAGUCGCUCAGAAAUCGUCUGAACUGGAACAGUAUUUACAGAGAGUACGUGAACUGGAAGAGAUGUAUAAGCAACUUCAGGAAGCUUUGGAGGUUGAGAAACAGGCACGUCAGGAUGAAGAGACUGUAAGGAAACUUCAGGCCAGAUUACUGGAAGAGGAGUCAGCAAAGAGAGCUGAACUGGAAAAAUGGCACUUGGAGCAGCAACAGACCAUUCAGAUGACAGAAGCAGAGAAGCAGGAGCUAGAAAACCAGAGAAUGAUAAAGGAACAGGCUCUUCAGGUUGCUAUGCAGCAACUGGAACUGCUUGAACUGGAAAGGAAAGAGGCCCUUGAGCAAUAUGAGGAGGUUAAAAAGAAGUUGGAAACGGCAGCUAAUAACACCAGGAGCUGGAAAGACAAAGUAGCUCAUCAUGAGGGAUUAAUUCGGCUAAUAGAGCCAGGCUCCAAGAAUCCACAUCUCAUCACAAAUUGGGGCCCGGCAGCCUUCACUGAAGCUGAACUGGAGCAAAGAGAAAAAAGCUGGAAAGGGAAAAAAGCCUCAUCUGAGUAAUGACGAUAGCUGACAUACUGCUUGUGAACAGAAGUCCACCUUUGUUCACUCUGCUUUGCAAGAACAGCUUAUUGCUCUUUUGAAGAUGCUAGUUUACUCAGCAGGAGGGCCUUUCUAUAAAGGAAAUACUGUUUACCAUGCAGAAGUGUCUACUAAGAGCUCAGUAACUACACCACUAUGUGCUGUCUGGCAGUACUUGCUGUCUUCCUUCACCUUAACAGAUAUUCUGUUCCUUUAUGCAAGAUUUUUCUACUGAAGAUUUUUUAUUUAAGCGUAGGCUGUGUCACGGUGGUUUCUGUAUUAGCCUGUAACAAACAGGCAGCAUCUAACUCAUCAGGCACCAUCACUCAUUUCAAACAGCAAGGGAAGCAAUUGCUAUACUGGUUCAGUUAGUAUAACAUAAACAUGGGAUAAGUCAAUUCUGUGGACUCUGUCCAGAGCAUUACCUUUCCUUCCUUUUAGUCUCUUUUUGCUUUUUCCUCUGUCUGCCUGUUGCUCUUCAUGUGGCUGGCUUCAUCCCUGGCUGCCCGUUUUCUCUGGUUCCUGGCUCCUCUGGUCUGUGUGUCCUCUGCAGGAAUGCACAUAAAAGCAUUGGAAACAGGCAUGUACAAAAUGCUGCUGUAGAACAUUUAGGAAAAGCAGUCAUGCAAGAUUGAUUUUUGUCACUGCCGUAUAUCUGAGACUGGGUUAGAAAAGAAUUUAAGAACUUGGAAAACCGUAAUGCACUCUGUUCAUGGUUUAAAAGAUGCUCACUUCUGGCUUACAGAUUUUUCUGGAACGCACAAAUGGAACAUGAUGACACAUGGAGAUGAAAUAUCUGCAUCAAACUUGUGUUUAUAUGCAAAACACUUGUUGAUGCAAUGACCAGUCCUAUAGUUGUAGCACUCCUUUUUGUCCUAUUCUCAAUUAGAGGCCAGAUUAGAAAAAUGGAAGAUGAAAACUAAAUUUGACAUUUUUAUUUGAUAUAAAAAUGAUGAGUCAGUAGCAGUACUGCUACAGAAAAAAAUAAUUCCUGCCAAUCAUUUCAGCAGUACUGGUAAUAAAGAUUUUCCAUUGAGUCUUGAACUUCCCUGCAGAGAACAAGAGAGGGAUUUCUGUUUCUGCAGGGAAGGAACAAGUGUGUGAUGUUGCCCAGUAGAUCACCCACAUGAGACUGAGAUCUAACUGAAGUCACAGUUCUUGCUAAGUUCUACAGGCAUUCUGAGAAGUCAGUCCUGCCUUGUAAAGAGCAGGUGCCCACUGGUGUGGUUUGUUAAUCAGCUUUGCCUUUUGCACAUACACCAAACACAGCGGUUUUUCAUUCAGCUCAAUGUUAAAUUACCUUUAGUAAAUAAGAUGUGAACGUUUCAGAUGGAUAACCAGUGCCUUUGGAAGCAGCACUGUGCUGUUCAGCUCUCAGAAGAGCAGAAGCUGUACAGACAGAUCUUCAGAUUCAGAACUCGGUAGCAUUUUCAUUGCCUGUUAACUAGGACUCACUCAAAUACUGAAAUCAUUUACUCUUUGAUUAUAUUUUUGUACUAAUUGAAAUCUUUUUAAUGUUUUGGUAAAUGGAAUGCUGAUGAAAAUGGAAAGAAAAUCCAGGAUUGUCCUACUUGUAUUUACUGUACAGAAAAGCAAUAGUUUCUUAAGCUUGCUAACAAGGCAGUUUUAUAUUGAUCUUGUUUACAGAAAAAAUGUGAAAAAAAAAACUGUAAUGGAAAUACUAAUGUAUACAUUGUUAAACUUUGCUAGAUGAAAAGGAACAGUAUUUAUAACUGCCCAGUGCUUCUCAUGGGGAGCAGAAGGUCUACAUACGCCUUCUGGGGCCAAACUUGUUAAUUUUUCUAACAGUCUUUAUUUUGAACAAAUGUUGUGUUGGUUUUUUUUUUUU
Messenger RNA from Phasianus colchicus (ring-necked pheasant), 3723 nucleotides. RefSeq names its product switching B cell complex subunit SWAP70 (gene SWAP70). The record is from RefSeq and is a predicted model, not a curated record. Gene Ontology annotation, cellular component: nucleus; cytoplasm. Lineage: Eukaryota; Metazoa; Chordata; Aves; Galliformes; Phasianidae.